AAUAUUUUAGAUAGUUACGAAUAAUAAAAAAUAUAUAACGUUUUCUUUCAAAGAAAGGGCACAUGCCGAUGAUACUAGAAAUCACUUAACAGGUGGCAUGUACGCUUUUUCCUCUGGACCCAUCAUAAUAUGAUGACAUAUUAUGACAACCUACUUUGAAUAAAAGUAAAUUACGGAAACCGAAUUCGAUAAACAACUCGGGUCAUUUUUAAAUUUUUCACAGUUAAAAAAUAUGGCUGUUGAUCAAAGGCUUGAUUCAUUGAUCGGAGAAAUAGAAUCCAGUGAUUCACCUAUUGGACCUGUUUUAAGAUCUGUAUAUGAAGAUGAUAGUCAACUGGUUUUUCUUCAAAAGCUCGAUGAUCGUUCUAAGUUAUUAGAGAAAGAAAUUGAACGGAUGUGCAGUUUUCAUUAUCAAGGAUUUGUGGAAUCUGUCAAUGAACUGAUAAGAGUUCGAACUGAAGCUAGUCGCCUGAAGAUUUUGCUUAAAAAAGCAAAUUCUGAUCUACAGGAGUCUGGUACUAGUCUUCUUUGUAAACUAAAAGAUUUAACAGAACUUCGCCUGAGAAAUCGGAACAUGGUUGACACUAUGGAAGUUCUAAGCCUAUGUAUUCCAGUUUUGGAAAUGUAUGCAAAGCUUUAUGAGCAAAAAAAAAAUAAAAGAUAUUACCCAGCACUAAAGACAUUAGAACAGCUAGAACACACCUAUCUUGCUAGAAUAAAGCAUUUUCGAUUUGCUGAACUGAUGAUAAGCAAGUUACCAUUUUUUCGAGAUAGUAUCAAAGAUGCUGCAAAAGAAGACUUGAUGUUGUUUCUAGAAAGUGUAAGAUCAAAGUCAGAAAAACUAGGAGAGAUUGUAAUGAAGCAGGUGCAUCAACAAUAUAGUUUGAGUUUGCUGCAUGGUGUGGAUGAAGGUGUUGCUGAAGAAAAAAAUGAGAUUCUUCAAAUCUGUUGCACUGAUCUAAUCGACUUUUCACCUGUAUAUAGAUGUAUGCAUAUUUUUAGUGCAUUGAAUCAGCGAGACAUAUUUGAACACUAUUAUAGAAAAGAACGUAUGCAGCAGGCACGCUUGGCUUUUGAUUGGCAAAGAGCAACUGUUUCUAUUCAUGAAUCUUUUCAUAUUUUUCAAACUUAUUUCUACCAAAUUGUUGGUUUUUUUGUUGUUGAAGAUACAGUUAUGACUACAACUGAAGGUUUAGUUACAAGAGGAACUGUUGAAGAAUUAUGGGAGAUUGCAGUAUCAAAGAUUGGAACUGUUUUACAAAAGCAAUGUUCAAAUCUUGAAGAUUCAUCAAUGAUGCUAAAAAUAAAAGAACUUCUUGUUUGGUUUAGUCACACUCUUUAUAGCUAUGGCUUUAGUGUAAAUGCUUUGUAUGAUGUCUUACUACAAAUGAGAGAUCAGUAUAAUGAGAUGCUUACAAAAAAUUGGAGACCUGUAUUUGACGAAAUUGGCAAGGAAGAUAAUUUUACACCUUUGUACAUCACUACUCUUGAAGAAUAUAACAGUAUACUACAAGAUUAUCCAUUCAACAUAGACGUUCCUUUAGAUGAAUUCCCCAAAAAAUUUCCGUUUUCAUGGUUUGUUCCAAAAGUGUACAGUGAGAUGAAACGGUUUAUUGAAGCAUCAAUGAAAUUUAAUGAAAACUUAAACAUAAGUCGCACAGAAACAGAUAGUUCAAUUAGAAAAUCUACAAAUCUUUUGCUGACAAAAACUUUAAGUGACUCAGUUAAAAAAUUGCUUUCUCACCCUGCUUUGAAUCUAGCUCAGUUAGCACAAAUGUCUGUAAAUACCAUGCAUUUAGAAGAUGCUUGUCCUGAACUUGAAGAGUUUAUUUCAGAUGUUACAGGGACAACAGAUGUAAACGUUAGCUUAACAAGGUUAUAUGGUACCUCUACUUUUAAGGACAUUCGUGCAGAUGCUGAAAUGAGGAUUUAUGAGAAGUUGAACCAAAAAAUGGAUGAUUUUUUAGGCUUGGCUAACUACAACUGGUGCCCAACAAAUGUUAGAACUCAUCCAAGUAGUUAUUUAAUGGAUUUGUUAGCUUAUUUACAAGGAGCAUUCAUUACAUUUGAACCUUUACCGGGUGAUAUUGCCAAGACUGCCUGCAUGUCUUCAUGCAAACAUCUAGCAUCAAAUUUGAAAAUGUUCCUUUUGGAUGAAAAAGUAAAAGCUCUUAAUAUGAAUGGACUUCUUUGUUUUGAAAUUGAUUUAAAGCAAUGUGAAGCUUUUGCUACUUCCACACCUGUACAAGGUUUUGGUGUUGGUACAUUAGAAAUGACUUUCCAAGAAUUGAGACAAAUAGUUGAUUUAUUUGUGAAAGGUGAUUGGUCAGCUUAUUUACAUGAUCGAAACAGUGCUAGUAAUAAAUACAAUCGAGUUCAACCAAGCACAGCUCUUAUUUUGCUAGAGAAAAUGAGCGAUACAUCAAAGAAGAUAAACUUCAAAAAAGCAGAUAGAGAAAAGAAAAAAUUUAUUGAAAACUUAACAAAACGAUUACGGGAUAUGACAUAGAGUAUUUAUUAAUUGUUUUUAUUUAUUUACUAGUUUUGUUGUUUUUUUAGAAAAUUUAUAAAGAUUUUUAUUUUCAAUAUAUAAACUAUUAAGUGCGCAAGGUAAUGCGCAAGAUAUUUCUAUAAUUUUAAAGCAAAACUUUUUGUUGAUGCAAUUGUAUUGCAUUCCUAGUCUUUUUUUUACUUGAAGU
This is a messenger RNA of Hydra vulgaris (swiftwater hydra), 2699 nucleotides long. RefSeq names its product exocyst complex component 6B. NCBI's taxonomy places the organism in Eukaryota, Metazoa, Cnidaria, Hydrozoa, Anthoathecata, Hydridae. The record is from RefSeq and is a predicted model, not a curated record. Gene Ontology annotation, biological process: Golgi to plasma membrane transport; exocytosis; intracellular protein transport. Gene Ontology annotation, cellular component: exocyst; membrane.